GAUACAUUCAAAUUUAUGUUUAGCCUUUACAACUUUAUUCAGCUGGCCAAGGAUGCCCACGGAAAUCUCGAACAGGCCCUUCAUUGUCUAGGCGAGGUGAAAAUAUACGUCGAAAAAAUGAAACUAAAGAGGUUGACGAUGAACCACAAGCGGAAAACUGACAAUCAUACGGAUAAUUGGACAUCCAAUAAGCGAAGAAAGCUAGACGAGCCUGCCGACAGUGAAGUGGUCUGUGAUGCAGCCAACCUGGAGGCACUGGAUCGUGCUGGAUACACUAUUCCAGAGGAAAUCGAGGGCUUCGAGUCACUUAUCCCGCUGAACGCAAAGAUGCUCAAGGCUAUAUCGGCGGAUGGCAAGGAAGUCAUCGUCAAACUCACUAGCGAACACGAAAUAGAAGUCCUGCGGCAUCUCCAUCGCAAUCGACCCACAAAGCAAACUCGGAUUAUUCCACUUUUGGACGUUAUAGACCGAAGGCUAAUGUUUUUGGAAGGUGUAGUGUACCUGCAAGACUCUUCUGUCGCACACCUCGACCUGAAACCGGACAAUAUUGUGGUCCAACAGAAUCAUGAGUCGAAGGAGGUGAACCUCAACAUCAUUGAUUUCAACAUUUCCGUUUUUGCCGACGCCAACCCGACAAUCUCUGCAUCGAACGGCACAGAUGGAUGGCAUGCACCCGAAGUUAAGAGAGGGAGGCCGUACAACCCUCUCUUAGCAGACCGGUGGUCAUGCGGCCGCGUCCUCCAGUACUUCGCAGAUAAUAUGAAGCCCGGCCAGAUGCGGGAGACGAUGCGGUUGUUCUCUCGGCAGUUGAUGAAUGAAACGCCCUCUCUGCGACCCAAGACCGAGUCUUGGGGCUACAAGGAGCAGCAAGAGGCUCAAGGGACUUGGAAUGCCAUAGCAGACGCACUUCCACCCUCCAUGAAAGGCAGUCACACAUUCUGUAUCCUAGAACACAAGCUACUUGGCCUUAUCACGCAGACACGCACUGGAUAUGGUCAUUAUGGCAAAUACUAUCAUGAUUUCAAUAUCCCCGAGCCAUAUGCCUGUCCUUGUGGGGAGCCAAUCCAGACCCAUUCACACGUCCUAUCGCUGCCGUCCCCUUCUACUAGUCGUCUUGCCUCAACAAUUGGAGGUCUAUAG
Acaulospora colombiana is the source of this 1140-nucleotide messenger RNA. The record is from the annotation of a GenBank genome assembly. Lineage: Eukaryota; Fungi; Glomeromycota; Glomeromycetes; Diversisporales; Acaulosporaceae.